Dermochelys coriacea (leatherback sea turtle) is the source of this 7765-nucleotide messenger RNA. RefSeq names its product phosphoglucomutase 3 (gene PGM3). Lineage: Eukaryota; Metazoa; Chordata; Testudines; Dermochelyidae. Gene Ontology annotation, molecular function: magnesium ion binding; phosphoacetylglucosamine mutase activity. The record is from RefSeq and is a predicted model, not a curated record. The transcript has 13 exons. Bases 1194 to 2825 code for a protein of 543 amino acids. Gene Ontology annotation, biological process: UDP-N-acetylglucosamine biosynthetic process; carbohydrate metabolic process; hemopoiesis.
CACCAUAGUGUACCGCGUCGUGCCACCUUUACCUCUGUGCUGCUGCUGGCUGCAGUGCUGCCUUCAGAGCUGAGCACCCGGACAGCAGCCGCCGCCGGUCUCUGGCCGGCCCACUCCGAAGGCAAGGAAAAAGGACGAGCAAGGAAAAACGAAGGAUAUUUGUUCCUAUUUCAAAAAUGUGCUUGAAUGGAGAACCAAAAAAGAAGCCCUAUCCAGGAAAACCUGGUAAUCCUGUAUUGAGCAGUGGUCUCCUGUCUCCCGUGUGCUAGCUGUGGUAGCGUGCGUCACCCAGUAGUUAUGUUUUUCCAAUGAACGCCUUCUUGCUGUCUCCCAUAAAGGCGUGCAAGGCCACCUCCCUGAUUUCCAAUCCCUUCUUAACGUUCUCAUCUGAUGAAAAGUCAACAAUGGAGGCAACUUCUGUGCUGUUAUUCCUAUCGCGCUUACCAGUACUGUUCCAUUGUUACUUCGUAUUCUGCUUGUCUGUUAGUUGAACCCACACGUUUCUUGCGUUAUUCUCAGGCCAUGUCUACACUAUGCUUUCGUCUUUAAAACUUUUGUCACUCGGGUGUGAAAAAAACACACCUCUGAAUGACAAAAGUUUUAAUGAUGAAAAGCGCCGGUGAGGACAGCAUUUAAGUUGCCAGGAAAUGCUUUUCUGGCAACGAAUCUGCUGCCUCUUUUGGGGGUGGUUUUAUUUUAUCACCGGGAGUACACUGCGCACCUUACAACGGCGCGGCUGCAGUGGCAUAUCCGUGCUGUUGUACGGUGUGCAGUGUAGACAUAAUCUUAGUUGGUAAGGUCUUUGGAGCAGGGAUGCUUUUGGUUUUGUCUUUGUACAACACCUAAUGCAGUGGAGCCCUGAUCUCUGGUUGGAGCCCCUAAGAGUUGCCACAAUACAAAUAAUAAUUUUGCUUGGAUAUUAGAAGAAGAAGAAAAAGAAGUAAUAGACUUCACAUGAUUGGAGUAUGUUGCGGAAGGAAAUCUGGCUCACUACUGAACUGAGAGUUUGGCCUGGUGUUGCAGCCAAAAUACCCUCUGCCUGCUGUUGUCUGGAAUAGGAAAUGCUGUCUCUGUCUGCCACUUGCACUAGGGCCACUGGACCAGCGUAACUGAGAAUCCCCCCCUUGGUCCAGUCUCUUUCUCUCCCUCUCUCUCUACUGGCUUGUGGGGCUGACAGAGACUCCAUUUAAAAAAUGGAUUUUGAGGCAGUUGCAAAGUACUCGGCAUUACACCUGAAACCACCUGGACUUAGCCUUCAGUAUGGAACUGCUGGAUUUCGUACCAAGGCAGGACAUCUUGAUCAUGUCAUGUAUCGCAUGGGUUUGCUGGCAGUACUAAGGUCCAGGCAUACCAAAUCUACUAUUGGAGUCAUGGUUACAGCAUCUCACAAUCCUGAAGAAGACAAUGGUGUAAAAUUGGUCGAUCCUCUGGGUGAAAUGUUGACCUCUGCCUGGGAAGAAUAUGCUACCUACCUAGCUAAUGCAGAAGAGCAAGAAAUACAGAGCAUACUGACUGAGAUCUGCCAGAAAGAAGCAGUGAAACUGCACGAACAUGCCUCAGUUUUUAUUGGUAGAGACACCAGACCUAGCAGUGAGAAACUUUCACAAUCAGUAAUAGAUGGUGUGUCUGCUCUAGGUGGUCAAUAUCAUGAUUAUGGUCUGGUGACAACACCACAACUGCAUUACAUGGUCUGCUGUCAAAAUACUCAAGAACACUAUGGGAAGGCAACAGUGGAAGGUUACUACCAGAAACUAUCCAAAGCUUUUGGGGAGCUGACAAAACAAGCUUCCAGCUCUGGAUAUGACCAGAUGUGUCUGAAGAUAGAUUGUGCAAAUGGUAUAGGAGCCCUGAAACUAAAGGAAAUGGAACGUUACCUUACAAAGAAACUGCUAAUUCACCUAUAUAAUGAUGGAACCAAAGAGAAACUCAAUCAUUUAUGCGGUGCAGACUUUGUGAAAGUUCAUCAGAAACCUCCUCUGGGACUAGAAAUCAAACCUAAUGAAAGAUACUGCUCAUUUGAUGGAGAUGCAGACAGAAUUGUUUAUUACUAUAAUGAUACUGCUGGCCAUUUUCAUCUUGUGGAUGGAGAUAAAAUAGCAACUUUAAUUAGCACUUUCAUUAAAGAACUUCUUAUCAAGGUAGGACAAACUGUAAAGAUGGCAGUGGUACAAACAGCAUAUGCUAAUGGAAGCUCUACAUGUUAUCUUGAGGAAACCAUGAAGGUGCCUGUUCAUUGUACCAAAACAGGAGUAAAGCAUUUGCAUCACAAGGCCCAGGAAUUUGACAUUGGAGUUUACUUUGAGGCAAAUGGGCAUGGCACAGUAUUAUUUAGUAAAGCUGCUGAAGAGAAAAUAAGACGCAUGGCAAAAGAAGAAAAGGAGACUCAAAAAAGAGAAGCUGCGAAGAUGCUUGAAAAUACCAUUGACCUGAUUAAUCAAACUGUGGGUGAUGCCAUCUCAGACAUGCUAGUGAUUGAAGCAAUCUUGGCUCUAAAGGGUCUGACAGUGCAACAGUGGGAUGCCAUCUACACAGAUCUUCCCAACCGACAGCUGAAAGUUAAGGUUGCAGACAGACGAGUCAUUGACACAACAGAUGCUGAGAGACGUGCUGUUACACCCCCAGGACUACAAGAAAAAAUUGAUGAACUUGUAAAGAAGUACAGACUGUCACGAGCUUUUGUCCGCCCAUCAGGAACAGAAGAUGUAGUGCGCGUAUACUCUGAAGCAGACACACAGGAGAAUGCAGAUUCCCUUGCACAUGAAGUAAGCCUGGCUGUUUACCAUCUAGCUGGUGGAAUAGGAGAACCACCUCAGCCUGUAUGUUGAAGGGGAAAGCCUUGGUCAUGCUACCUAAACCCGCUUUUAUUGUGUCCCCCGCCCGCUUUAGCAUGAACUUAAGUCAGCAAUAACAAAUCAAACUUCCUGAUUUUUUUUUUAAAUAUUCUUAUACCUUAUCCUUAAUGGGACACUCCUGCUGCUCAGAGAAUUGGGAUUUUUUUAAGCCUUGUUGGACCUUUUUGCUUCUGAAAGUAUGGUACUAGAACUGGAGUCAAGUGACAUGCUUCAUCUAAUCAACCAGGGAAUAGGAACCAGCUCUCAUAAUGCCCACUGUAAGUACCCUACCCACUGGCUGCUCUGCUAACCCAAACUGAUUGUAUCAUAAGAUGGUGUGAGAAACCUCUCCUGACUGCUGCUAAGAAGACAGAACUAUUCUCUAAGCCACACACUCUGUUCAUGAAAAAGGUUUGCACAUCACUACAAGAGAUUUAGACCUUUUGUAUUCCCAAAGAAGCAGAGAACUUCACCUAUUACAUCUACAACUGCUGAAACUGGAUUUAGUGUCUUAAAGAGAAUUUCUAAAUUGUCUCUAACCUCCUUUUCCUACUCUACCUUCUCUUCAUGUAGAAUACAUACAGUAUCCACAAGCUGGCACUGUGCUAUGAGACUUUACAACCCUUGUUUUAGUUUAGUUUGCAGUAGUAUGUUGUCAUUCAGUUUUGAAAGCAGCCAGAACACUGACUUGUACAAGAAUCCUGCUUUCUGCAAGCAUUUAUUCAUUUGAGUUCUGGCUGUUUACUGGCCAAAAUAGCACACAGGCAUAUCAUCAUACAGCUCUGUAGUUCCACACUUGCUGAGGUAGUGUAUAGUCACUUCCCUUUUAACUGAUGUUGAGCAGACCUUAUGUUGCUAACCAGGCCAGUGAUAGCCUCUAAAACUUGAAAGAGCACUUGAGGACAGGUGCCACAGCUGGGAAACAGUGGUCUUUAAAGCACCUCAGCUGUAUUUCACAAAUGUUGUGUAAAUGACUGUAACCACAUGGCAGACACCACUAACAUUUAGGUCCUAGUUUACUUGUCUCUUCCCAGCCUGAUAUUAUUUCACUCUUUACUAUUAAAAAUUGAAGCCAUCUCUUACUGAAUUCCAUGCUCUGUUUGUCUCUCAUUUUGAGAUUUCUGUGCUCACAUUUAUACCUCAGUAGGAAGAAAAUUACUGUAUCCUCUACUAGGGACAGAUUAGUCUUUCAAACCGCAGCCACAGGACAGAAGCUGCUGUUCAACAUUAUCCAAUGUCAAUAUCAUUUCCCCUUACUCCCUGAAGAAAAUCUGUACUAGCUGAGACUUUCUUGAAUGCAUAUAAAGUGAAGCUUGGGGCUAAAGCUCAGGGGACUCUGUUUCAUAACAAAUGUCUCAUGUGAUUCAAGGAAAUAUUGAAGGGUAUGUACUACUGGACAGUGGCAGAUAGCAACAGUGUGUAACUGAACCAUCUCCGUAAUGUGUUCUGAUUUGAUAAUGCUCGCUUCAGCACAGGCAAAGCACCUUUUGUUUUAAUGCCUAUAUAAACUCUGUGGGUAGGCGCAUAGUACAUUUGCAUAACUCUCGGUGAAAAAGCCCCAGGCCCAUCACUCGAGAACUAGCAGAGUGCCAGUUUAACAAUGGCUGAGGAAAAGCAUGUCAGCAACUUCUAAGGAGUUAGAGAAAUUGUGAACACAAAGAAACUGGAAACAAAGUGAAAAAUGUGCAACUUGUAUUUUGUAGUUUGUUUAAAGACAGAACUCGACACACCAAAACACAGAUACUGUAAAUAUUAGGCACCAUAAUCAAUAUGAGCCAACAAUAAUUAAACUUGAUUUCAGGCCACAUCCAGAAUUGGUCUCAUAUUUACAAAUAUUUAAAUUAAAUAGAACCUGAAGUAUUCAUUACAUACAGAGUAAGAAAAGAAAACUAUACAACUCUGAAGGAUAUAGCAUUUCAUUUAAACAAUUACAUUAGUUUUAAGCUGAAUAGGACCAGUUACAGCUCACGUUUUUAUGACACCUUCCAGAAAAUCCUUCUCAACCAUCUCUUCAAUUUUUUGCCUUGCUUUGCUGGAGAAUGUUUUUUGGUUCUCCAUUUUUAUGUCCUUAUUGGGGAAAGAAUUUGGGUAAAGGACAGGGCUCCCUGAGUGUCCAACACAUCUGCUUGUGACUUUGCUAUUAAAAACCUGGCUGAGUACAUUGAAGAAAGGGAGAAGCUGCUCAAUGCUGCGGACGGUAUAGAUAGUUAACAGCAAAUGACCUGGUUCCCAACUCAAUGUUUUCCCUGAGCUGUCCUCCUCUGGGUUUUUCUGUAAAUACAGAUAAAUAUGAAAUAAUACAGAACAACACCCAAAAGCAAAAUACAUAGGACAAUAAGAGAUUAAAACAUUUCUGUACAUUGUUACCAGCAGAACAGCUGUUAAAUGCUGCCCUCUCCCCUUGGAACAGUCAUAUCCUAGAGAUAUACUAAGUCAUCUACUAAAGCAGACUUGUUCUUUGGCAUCAGUGGUCUUAUCUUAGCCUGUUGCCAAUAUUACUGAAGAUACAAAUCCCAGAACAGAGACGUUAAAAUAGAAAUUAAACAUUUUUAUUGGAGAGCAACAGUCCCGCUAUUCAGGAGAUCAUCGUGCAAAGACAUUUAUUUCUAUAAUAAUGUUUGCUAAUAUAUGUCUGACAUUUAGAGUCUAAACAGACAUCAUUUCUCACAGAUCAUGAAAGUUAAAUUACUUACCUGAAAUGUAUGUGUCUCAGAAGACAUGGUCCACAGACUUAGGUUACUUAUGCAUACUUUGGGCAUUGUUUGACAGAAGAAAUUUCUGGAACCCCACCACUAAAGGCAGCAGUCAUAAGCCAAAAGUUUGAAGGAUGUGUGCAUAAAUGUAUAUAUAUAGCCCUCCUUUAGGGUUUUCUAUAGCAUUAAUACCUACUGUGCAUUACAUUGUAGUCUAACCAUCAGUUCCCCUUUUGAUCCAAAUUACCAUUAUCACUAUACCCUAAGCUACAAAACGACCCUGACUAUGCCAACACUUGAGAGGAUGUGGCUGCAGUACAGUAUAUUGGCAGUGUUCCUUCUGCCACAAAGCAGAUGUACCCAGCUGUAUUGUACCAGUAGUUGGUGCUUAUUCCUGAGGGAGGGACGAAGAGGAAAAGCACUACGUCAAUGAGUCAUGUCUUAAAAUGCUUCUGAUCUGUGCUUCCCCUCCCAUUGUGGCUGUAGCACAUUCAGAAUGAGUGGAGAAUGUAGAAUUAUCAAAGGAAACACCAUGGGACCUGAGCAGACGGCAUGAGAGCAAUGUGAGAAGCCCCUAACAUCAGGGGAUGUGAAAAUCAGAAGAGGUGGUGUGAGAAGAGCAUUACUUACUGUCUACUCAUGUUUCGGCCUCUGGGUAGCCACAGAUUUACUCAAAAUAUUAUAUUCUAUGAACAACAUAUUUUUUACCCUUUAAAUAACAUUAAGCAUCUUUUGGAAACUAAGACCUAUGGGGACAUCUCUAUUAUAUUAAAAGUCUUCAAAAUGCAGGACAAUAUAUUAAAUUUAGUAUUUUUCUUCGGCAGUGAAACGAUUUAGUUCUCUCUUGUCUGAUGUGACUUAAAACUGUGCCACUUAUUUGGUAAAAUUUCUUGAGUAAAAACAGGCUGUGUAAUAAAUCAGAGCAAGGAGGAUCCAGAAUUCUAAUACAGAAUGAGUUGCUGACCCCCUGCUUUUUUAAAAAAUUACUACUUUGCCCAAGUCAUAACUUUGUCUCGGCCAGUGCAGCUGGAGAAAUAGGUUUAAAACUUAAAUUAUUGAUUACAAAAAACCCAAAACACCUUUUCAUUAGCUUUGUAUUCAGAGAGGAAGGGAAUUUACAUAGUUGAUUUUGAGAGUAUUGCCUCAAGGUGGACGCUUUUGGAUGGAGUUGUUCCAAAAAUAAUAACCACCAUGUAAUCAUUACAAACAUUAAUGGAAUAGUGCUGGAAGUGGUCAACCAAAGUGCAUCUAUGAUUACACUAAUCUGUCUGGAUAUGAUCAAUGAAGUACAAAUCCAUCUGUGGCAUUUCUUCACCUUGGUAUUUAAGCAAAUUCCACUAAUUUGUCUGAUAGGUAAAUGACAGAUAAUUUGACACAGAAAUUAGAACACAGGUAUGUGCUUGGUUUCUGAUGUGUGAUAGAAGCAGUUUUGUUGUUUAAAUUCUAUGAUGGUUGUAUUCCUUUUGCAAAUAAAUCUAUUUCUUGAAAUCCCUUUUACUUAGAGAAGCUGGCUGAACAAAAAUACUCUUCUCUGUAGUCAUCUACAUAAAUAGAGGUAUUUAGGACUCUAUUUCUUUGUCUUCGUCCAAAUAUCCUUAACUCUGUCCUCUGAAGAGAGUUAUCCCAUUUUGCAUUUCUUAUUGAAAUCCAGAUAUCACACAUGGCUGUGAGCAUCAGGUGGUGACAAAUAAGUUUUUGUUUCACAACUCAAGCAUCAAAGGCCACCCUCACCUGAUGCUUGGCCAUCUCCACUCCCUCCAAAAUCAUCAUUUUAAAGUCCUCCUGCUUGUCCUGUGGAAGGAAAGAGGAGAACUUUCAGACCGUGUUCCAUAAAUUAAAAUAAUACUUAGCCAUGAAGGCUUUGUAGUUGGCAAUUUGGGUGUUGAGUUUUACCAGAAGUUCUUGUCCCAAAAGGGCCCAUUAUCUUCAGUCAUAACCUGGGGAUAUCAGACUGUGGAGUUAGUGUGUGGAGAAGGAGGCUAAUGACAGAAAGAAAUUCCAGUAUGUUUUUCUGUUUCUUGUCAUAAUGCUGACUGAACGCACCUCCUUCAGUCUCCAGAGCUUGAGGAACAUCAAACUGCAUAAAUCUCGCUAUCAGUCAAGGUGUCCUGAAGCUAAAGUAAGCUCAAGUGAUACAUCCUGCCAAUAAAUUGUACACUGCAAGAGAAACACACUGCUAUCUUCAUCAGUAUUCUUCCACUGCAAUUAGAAAGAAACAAUAGACUGGAAGCUGGUAUUAAU